Molecule: messenger RNA, 648 nt
Organism: Camellia sinensis
Lineage: Eukaryota; Viridiplantae; Streptophyta; Magnoliopsida; Ericales; Theaceae
Source: RefSeq, a predicted model, not a curated record
AUGCAAUUUGGACACAACAAAAGAACUUGCCAAAGAGGUCUAGUCAAUGGUGGAGCAUCUGCUGCUGGUAGGGGCAGUGGCACAUCCAGUGGUAGAGGCAGUGCCAAAACUGCUGAUAGGGGCAGUGGCAGAUUUGUGAGCAUGGGCAGAAGCAGUGGUAGAUCUGUGAGUAGGGGCAGGGGUAGAGGCAAUUCAAGUGGGAGAGGUAGUUCAGUUGAGAGGGGAAACGCAAGUGAUAAAGACAAUUCAAGUGGGAGGGAUAGUUCAGUUGGGAGGGGAAAUAUAACUACAAGUGGAAGUUCAACUGGGAAGGGGAGUUCAAGUGGGAGAUCAGGAGCAUCUGCUGUUGGUAGGGGCAGUGGCAUAUCCAGUGGUAGAGGCAGUGGCAAAACUGCUGGUAGGGGCAGUGGCAGAUCUGUGAGUAAGGGCAGAGGCAGUGGCAGAUUUGUGAGUAGGGGCAGAGGUAGAGGCAAUUCAAGUGGGAAAGGUAGUUCAGCUGAGAGGGGAAAUGCAAGUGGUAAAGGCAAUUCAAGUGGAAGGGACAGUUCAACUGGAAGAGGAAAUACAACUACAAGAGGAAGUUCAGCUGGGAAGGGGAGUUCAAGUGGGAGAGGCAAGGGCAAGGUCAAGCAUGCACAAAUGAUUUAG